Ilex paraguariensis (yerba mate) is the source of this 1020-nucleotide messenger RNA. Lineage: Eukaryota; Viridiplantae; Streptophyta; Magnoliopsida; Aquifoliales; Aquifoliaceae. The record is from the annotation of a GenBank genome assembly.
AUGAUGAAGCGCGGCGUCGGUGGCCUCAUCGAUACCAAGGAAAGUAAUGAUGAGUCAGAGGAGAUCAUUCAAGCCAAAUGCCAUUACCUGCAGGCAGAGGUUGAUUGUCGCGUAGUUUACAAUCUUCAAGACGAUGCUCAUGUCAAUGCUGAAGAGGGGAAGGAUAAUUAUAUUUGUAGAAUUUUGGAGUUCUUUGAGGCAGUAGAUGGCACACCUUACUUCACAGCCCAAUGGUUUUAUAGGGCCCGUGAUACGGUCAUUCAAAGCUGUUGCAACCUGAUUGAUGAUAAACGUGUAUUUUUAUCAGAAGUGAAGGAUGACAAUCCUCUGGAUUGCCUCGUUGAGAAGCUGAAAAUUGUUCAUCUGCCUUUAAAUGUUGAUAUGUAUUCCAAGAAGGUUGCAAUUCCAGAUUGCCACUAUUACUAUGACAUGAUGUACUUGUUGCCAUAUUCCUCUUUUGUGAGCUUGCCACCACCAGAUAACAUGGGGCUGGAAGUGAAUCGGAUUCUACAAUCUCCAGUGAGGCUGAUGUUGCAGGAACUGUGGGGGGUGUUGAAAUUUUUCAAGUUGAAAAGCAUAAGAAGUGCCAAUAGUUCUGGGGUUAAUGUGGUUACUAAAUGGGCUGUUGACUUGAAUCCAUAUGCAUGCAAGAGCCUGAAAUUGAACCACCCUGAGACUGAGGUUAGAAAUGAAUCUGCAGAAGAUUUCCUAUCUCUGUUAAAGGAGUGGGAGAAGCUCUGUGCUUCCUUUUCAUUAAUAGGUUGUGGGGAUUCACAACAGCAACAUCUAGAUCCAACAAGUAUAGAAGGUGAUCAAGGUGAUGAUGAUGAUGAAGCCAGUGAUGAUGUGGAAGAUGAUGAAGUAUUUGAAGUUGAGGAGGUGUUGGCGAUAUGUUAUGGUGACCCUAAUGAAAUUAAGAAACCCGGACUGUAUCUUAAGUUUUCAAAUAUGUCUGUCUCUAGAUUCGUUGGAAGGGUUAUGGGCCAGAAGAAGACACCUGGGAGCCUGCAGAUGAUUUAG